This is a messenger RNA of Prorocentrum cordatum, 561 nucleotides long. The record is from the annotation of a GenBank genome assembly. Lineage: Eukaryota; Dinophyceae; Prorocentrales; Prorocentraceae.
GUCCGUGCUGGUGCUCGGCGGCACGGGGUUCAGAGGGCGCCCCACCACCGAACGGUUGCUGCACGACGGGCACAACGUGACCGUGGUGAGCCGCGGUCAGUUCUACUGGAAGGGCCGCGAGGAGCUGCUGCCUCGGGUGAACCACUGGAGGUGCAACCGGACCCUCACUGUGAACAAAAAGGGGCCGCGCUGGAGAAGUCGUCCGGGCUUGCGGCCUGCAACCAGUUCCACGACGCCGGCUUCUUCGACGCCGUGGUGGACUUCUCAUCGAGGAACCACCAGGAGGUGCGGCAGGUGGCGGGGCUGCUGAGCGGGCGCGUGGGAGUGUACGUCUUCGUCUCCUCCCACCUCGUGUACCGGGUGUCCAGGGCCCCCGACCACGACGGGCCCCUGCUGGAGUCGGACGCCGUGAGGCCCGGCCGCGAGGUGUCGCCGCUGGCCCGCGAGCAGGCGCGGGGGAUAGAUGCGCGCGGCGACGGGGACCUGGACUGUGAGACGGAGCUGAUGAAGCAGUACAACGCCGGCGGGUUCCCGUUUGUGGUGCUUCUCGGUGACGCGUGA